GCAGUGCAUCUAGGGGCUCGGCGGCGUUCGGUGCUGAAGUGGGGCGGAUGGCAGAAAGACAGCGGCGAUGGACAUUACACCGCAGGAUUCCCGUAAAUGAUGUCGUUAAAUAAACAUCGGAACACUGCGUUUUCACACGUAUCGCCCUAGGACGCUGACAGCCCAACAGAAAGGGGUAAGAUGCUGUUUUUAUCUGUGCUAGUGCUCCACACGGACAGGCUAGCUGGCGUUAGCACGGCGCUAGCUGCUCAGCUGCCACCUCCUCCUCCUCCUCCUCCUCCUUUCUCGCUGAGAGAGAUAGCGGACCUCGGGCUGUCGGCUAAAGCUAGCAUUAGAAAGUGGGUGGUGUUUGGUUUUCUGAGAGAUUUCGGUUGUGACAGGCAGUACCGUGUCGCCUCCCUUUAGUGAAUGUGGUAUCAGCCCGUGGUGACAGCAGGGAGGGGAUCCCCUCUCUCCCUCAAUCUCGCUCUCCCCGGCAUGCUGUGACCUGCAGCGGCUGGGCUCAGAUGUUUCGGACAGCUGCAGAAGAAACCGUGCAAAGAAAAAAAAGCAGCUAGCCAGUAAAGCUAGUGCACAGGGUCCGAUGAGACUGCCCACUUUUUAUCUGGAGAUAUACACAGGCCUUUCGGGCAGAUGCAACAAAACCAGGAGGUGCAACAGCAAACUGCAUCCAUGCACCAAAAAAAAAAAAAACAAUCCAACUUUCCUCCUCCUGGUAUCACUGUGAGACCAUUUUCUCCUGCAUGCUUUGUGCACAGCUGAGGGAGCACCCACACUGCAGCUCCCCACGGGUGUGAGUCAGAGCAGCCCAGGUUAUGUUGCCACUACAUCCUGACACACUUCCUGAUUCAUCUCAUUCAGCUUUUCAGCUCCAUUCAGACAGCUUUUCUAUCAAACAGCAGCUGUCUGAUCUGCAUGUCUGCCUUUGAGGAUAUUUGCUUGUAGGGUGGAGAUGUGUUACUCAGGUGAGAUGUAACCUUAAACACUGAGACUGUACAGCACACGAGACUGAAGAGGAAGAGUUCACGACACUCGCUUCAUUUUCAUUUUCAUACUUUAUUUCAUUAAGUUGAUAUUUAAAACAUUCGAUACAAACAUGGAAGAAUCUCAAACGUGAAUGAAAAGGAGCAGAGAGAAGAAAACUCUUUUAGAGUCUGGGUCCAUGUAUUAUCUGUCCAUUCAGUUAUUCCAUUCAAUCUAGUAAAAUGACAAAUGAAAAAAAACAGUCAAUAGUUUGUUUAUUUAUUUUUCUGUUUAGCCAAAAAAUAAAAAACUUUUUUUUUUUUUUUUUUUUGUCACAUUUUCAGCUCAAAACAGAAUAUAUAAUAGAGAAGGCGAAAAUGAAAUAAAUAAGGUCCUUACCAUAGACUGUGUAUACUAUGGACAAUUUGGUUCCGCCUCCCGCCAUUAUACGGAUUUGAAGCCAAAAAGCUCUCAUUAUUUCCGGGAUUUUUCUGUAUUUCCUGAAACCAGCGCUGCCAAGUAGCAUAGUGCGCAUUCGGCGGGAGAGUCGCUGAGCGCCACUGUGAUGACAAUUGGUUCAAAUAGCGUAUCCCAAGGGUGAGCUAUGCAAUCCCUGAACGCCAACAUGACCCCCCUAAUAACUUUUAAAAACGGAGCUUCACAGAAAAAAGAGGACCUGAGCACAAACCAGUCUUACAAUAACUAAAUGUCAACACCGCAAGCAGGGAGGAGAAAAAUUUGUGUUCUGUGUAAUCAAUUUCUAAAGUUUGUCCACAGCUCCAUAAGCUUUGCUGGAGGAGGCAAGAUUUAUGACCUAUACUGUAGCCCAUCAACAGAGGGUGCUGUUCUCGGAGUGGCUACACCCAGCAAGGAGGCAGACGCUGUCCAUUCUAUAUACAGUCUAUGGUCCUUACACACCGGGAACGACGCAAAUAUCCGACGCAAUGAGCUUUAUACAUUAUCUGCAAAAUACUGACCUCACUCAAAUAAUCUUUCAUGUAGUCGAGUGAUAGGAGGUUGUUUUAUUGAGACUGUGGAUGGCAUUGUGGGUACAGGGCUCAUUACCUGCUAGUUUUUUAAGUGUUAUUUUUGCCAACGCGCGUUUGGUCAUUUUACCAAAAACACAGUUGAUUGAUUCUAUUAAUGGAAAAGUGUACCAUGGUGAAAUCUGGCUAACAGUGAAAUGUGGCAAACUCAUUUACAAGUCAUCAUCCACUUCUAAUGAUUCUCAAAGCUAUGUCUGAAAAACAUGGUUACUGAGUCCUCUGCUUCCUCUGCUUCUGUUUCUCUUUGGACGCCUCUCCAUUGUAUUGUGGGUAGCAGCCAGUGUAAAAAAUCACUGCUGCCUCCAUACUGUGAGAAAUUAAGUUCCUUUAACAUUCCAUAUGCAGGUUUAUUUUUUAGCACAAUACCUGACACGAGAACUGACUAACAUUUUGUUGAGGUUUAAUUGGACUGGGUUUGUUGAGAACUGAACAGUUUGUUUCAAUGAUUUGUGUCAUGAUUAGAUUUGAUAUUUAUUUGGUUUUGUAUUGAUCAAUGUGCUAAAUGUGAUACCUCUUACAUUUUUGCUGCAUUUGGUCUCGUACAUGCUUGGGCAGUGUACUUUGUAAAAACAUGUUUGUCUAGGGCCGGGCGAUAAAACAAUAAAAAUUAAAAAUUAAUUUCCCUCAAUAUCAAUAUGAAAUGGUCAUUAUGCUUUUUGAUAGCCUGCAUUCUGCCAUGUUUUGGUAGACUUAACGAAUAGCCAAUGAGAAGGGGAGUUGCUCUGGGUCCGCACUGUGUUGAACUGACUAUUCAGUCCGCUUUCUCACACAAAGACCUCACAGAUGCAGUAGCUUACUGUAUUGUAAAAUACGUGCUACCAAUAAGCACUGUUGAAUGUCAUUUAAGAUUGACAAGUAAUUUUUUUAUAUCGUGAUAUAUAUUGAUAUCUACUGAUUUGAAAAACUUUUAGUAGUCGCACUAACAUGCAGCUGGGGGUCAAUUCUCUGUCAUGUAUGUGAACUGAAACUGGUCUGUGCAUGCCCCAGUACUUUGAGCUGGAAGUUGAAUAGCAUGGAUGUGACGCUUGGAAUAUGGGUAGUAAACAAAGUAAGGAUGUUCAAAAUACAAAACUUUCUUACCGUACAAACAUAUGAUACAGAGCUGUAAAAGUGAUGCUAAUUCUAUCGUACGCCGAUCUAUUUUGCCAACUGCUUUGAUUCCUAAAGAGUCAGCCAGGAGACGUAAGCUGAAAGAGGACAUGUUGCUUCCUCCUGUAGCAGAGUUAGACUUGCCUCUGUCAAGAACUCAGUUUUUCCAAUGUCUGUAAGCCGGGCAAGUUAAAUCACCGUAGCUUGACUCAAAUAAAUACACUUGGUUGUUUCAGCUGUGAAACAGCACUGUACGGAAAUGUUCAGUCUUGUGGUUGUUGGUCUUGUUUGCUAUUUUCAGUCUAUUUUACAGCCUCCUAAAACUCCUCACUUGAGCUUGAAGUGAUAAUUAAAAUACCUCAAGGCUGCAAGCCAAUGCGUCCAAAACUUUGCUCUUCCUUUUCACUGUGAGAGUGGAUAAAGUUACUCCUUCCAGGAAAGGCAGUUCAACUCUUACCAGUACAAGAGAAAUACCUUAUCUUUUCACACAACUUGGCAAAGUCACUCUUCAUAGAUUUUUAAUAGACAAGAGUCGCUUUAUUUUCUAAUCGAGCAUGUUUCAAGUUUCCACCAGUUUGAGGGAACAGUUUGAUGGAAUAAAGCAUACAUUAUGAAACCUCUGGUGGGUAAUGUAGUUUUUGUGUUGAGCGAAGGGUUUAGCGCGGAGUCGCUGCAUUGAGACAGUGAACUAGAAAGAAAGAAGCCAAAUGUGAAAUCGUAAUAUUGAUUCAAAUUUCGGUUUCUUUUAAGUCUUUUGGCCAAAGAGGAGGAAAAGAGAAAUUCAGUUGUAAUUUCAAACUCAGGAAGCAUAUUACAAAACGAAAAACAAAAAAAAAACAACUAACCAAAUUCUUAUUUUCAGUGUUGAUUAAAUUUACUAUAUACUACUAAAUAUACUACUAUACUGAAUUUUAAAUGGAUUGUUAAAGAAGCCAUAUAGAAACAAUCUGCUGUCUCUUCAGUUCCUCUUUGAUGUCUUUUUCUUGCUAAUUUGAGCCCCAACAGACUAGCAAUAGUACACCAAAUAAAGAGUCUCCAGUGUUGAGGUUAGCAUGUGAACACUUCUAAGCUGCUGUUAUGAGUAAGCAAGCUUGUUGGAACAGACGCUUCUAUAUGAAAACAUGAAGCAUGAGGAGGAGGAGGAGGAGGAGGAGGAAGCUCUGUGGCCUGAAGGCUCAGAGUUUUUCGAGUGGCCUCAGACUGAUUGUAUGUUGUGAUCAGAAUGAAUGUUUUGAUCACUUCCAAUGACGGUUGCAGCUCUAUCAGUCAUUCAGCGUUUUUGGUUUAUUUCACGAUCUGGUUACCUUUUUUUUUUAAACACAUUUCCAAGCUGAACUUCAAUUUUUUUUAGUUAGUAUGUUUGUUGUCAAAUAACAAAUAACAAUUAAAUGAUGCAAAAACUGGCUUUGAAGUUACUUUAAUUUCUGAAGUAGUUUGUUAUUUAAAUGUUAUUUCUAAAUGUUUCCAACAAUGUACAAACUAGGUAUUCUCUGAAGGGACUAAUUUACUUGUCAUUUAAAUGCAAAUUUAAAGUAGCCAAAGGUAAGACAGCAAGCACUUAGAAAACAAUCAAACUUGAGCACAUUUUUUUUCCAUACAGCUAAAUACACAAUCACAGAGUUCACAUAUAAAUUGUGUCAAAUUUGUUUGCCAAGUGUGGCUUAAUUUACCAGCAGUAAACUUUAUGAUAUUAUAAGGUACUCAUGGCGAGGGUUAAAACUGUUCCUGUAAUGAUAAUUCAGGUUACCUGUGUAACUUUAUUUAACUAAAAAGCCUUAAAGUAUUUUAUGUGGAAACUGUUUGAGGAGACAAAACUGAACAAACUAGUUUAGUUAUGUUUCUUGUCACUUUUUGACAAGAAGAAUCUUGUUUGUUGAUCAAACUUUACAGUCUGACAUCAUGUUUUCUCUGUACUGCUGCAUCCAAAAGUAACAAUAAUAAUAAUUGCAAUAAUAAUAGUAACUUAAUUUUUAUAGCACUUUUAAAAACAGAAGUUUAUAAAGUGCUUUAACAAAGUCAACAGGCACAUGGAAAUAAAGACAAAUAAAAACAAAAAGCUCAAUUAAAAUGGAAUUAAGGGCCAUUUUCAUAUGUCAUAUUUAACCCAGACAAUACAAGAACCAUGUAAAUGUCCAUGUGACAAUUGGAUGGGAAAAAAAAUCCACUGCUUCACUGUGCUGUCGUAAAAAUAAGUAAAAGUGAAGACCCAAACUCAAGACCAUCCUACUUUAUAAUAUGUACGUCAGGGAGGAAAAAUGAAACCUCAUAUUGGGACCAGCAUGGUUAUUUUUGUCUUGCUUUUCUUCCAUCACGCAUUUCUUCUGUGUCACUGUCACACAGUUAUCUGUAAGAACCUGUCUGAUGUAAACUCUGCCCCUUCACUCAAACAGACACACUCACCAGCAGCUGGAGUCUGAAAUGAUCCUUCACAGCAGGUUUAGUUCAGUUUGAUUGCAGUGAGUAAGGUCAGCAGGUGUAGGGAAUCCCUUCAACAGGAUAAAUAAAUGUGCAUCAGCCAGUCUAAUGAGUUUAAAGUGUAGGAAUUGUGGCAUAGGCAAAAGAUGUGAUGAAAAUAAUUGCUUAGCACACAACAUUUCUUAUUCAGUUGCUUGAUUUAUCUCAAGAUUUGUGCCGACAUUAGAAACGGCCUUAAUAAGAAGCCUUUUCAGACCCUUCAUUUACUAAACAACAGCGCUGUUAAGAUAAACAAAGAGGGGUCUUUUACUUUGAAAAGCAAAUCAAGAAGGUUAACAGACUUGUCUAUUUUUGUGCCUGAAAAAUAUUUCUUUAAUAUGCUGUAGAUUUGACUCUCUUCUUAUCAUUUUAAUAGUCUAUUCUGUCUGGAAACUUCUCACAGCUGAGGAUUAAAAUGAAGAAAUAGAAUUUAGCACAUGUCCAUUUACAGUUUUCUUCCAUUCUCGCCAAGACAAGUUACUUCUCCUUUAUUUUUCUCUCUGUGUGAGUCAGUGGCAACUUGAACUGUAAAGUAUGUCUUUGAUUGCGUUUCAGAUGCUGUUCCCUCACUGCUCCACGUGCUCUGCAGCCCAUCAAUGACAAAGAUCAGAGGAGGCCUCGGAGGCGACGGCCAGUGAGACGAAAAAAAAAAAAAAAGAACGGUUGAAAUAAGGAAACAAGGACAGGAGGAAGUCCCAUUUUCACCUCAGCUGUCCAGUUUUCCUUUCUGUGCCAGUCGGUCAGGGAUGGUGAGACCAGUAAUCUCUGUUCCCUUCAGUAAAAAGAAGCUCCCAGCAUCCUCAGCAAGCCAAACAGCCAGUCCAUCAGCCAAACAGACAUCCAGACGAUCCACCAGUCAGUCACCACAUCAACCAGCCUGCUAUCAUCCAGCAACCUAUUACCUCAUGCCAUGACUGCUCUGUCUGAUCUGUUUUUAGGAUCUCGCUAAUUCAUGGUAAGUUUGACCUCUGCCUGACUGUGUUAGUAAAAAAUGAUGUUAUGUAAGGUGCACAAUGCUUUAAAACACACAUGGAGAUAAACUUUUAUAGACAGUCUGUGAUUGCAGUUUUUAAGCUUCAUAGUUUCUGCGAACAAACACGACCUAAGCUUGGUUAUCCCAGUCCUGAUUUUCUCCUUUCUGAUCCGAUUCUGUUUACAGUAAGAGUCAGGCGCCCAAAACACCUCUGCAACAAGUGUCGCACAUAUUGAAAUUUGACACCCUGAGAUGAAAAAUGAGCGGAAAUGUGUACAAAAUUAUAAAGAGGAGUUCUUAAUUAUUUGACAUCAUCACUUUACUGUUGGGAGAAUCAACACUCAAUACAUUUCCUUCUAGUAUUUUAACCAGAAAGAGGUUUUCCUCAUCAUCUCCAGUUUAUUAGACUCAGACAUAUUCAGACUUUUUAAAUACUUUUCCUCUUCUUAACUCUUAAAUUUGAUAAAUAUUUCACUCCUAUUAGUCUUUAAAUAAUCUAUACUCUAAAAAAAAGUUUGAAAAUACAUUUCUAAAAAGAGACUACUUUGUUUAAAAACAAAGCAGAAUUUUUGUUUUUACAUUCAUGCAAAUUCAGCUCACCAUCUUGUCCUGAGGCCAUGAAGGUUUUAAUGCUCUAUUGUAGAGGAACUGGAAGUCCAUCCAACAAAACAGAUCUUAAGACAGAUGAUUAAUCCAGCAUGGAACACGAUACAAGACGAUAUCAGAGCAAACUUUUGAUACAAGUGGUGUUUUUUCAGGUUACUUUUUGCCUCACCUGAUCUUAAAGUUAAGGGAAUAUAAACUGAUUCAAAGACUAGUAACCCAACGGCUGAAUCAAACUUGAAACAUUAAAUGAAAAUGGAUUGUUUUUAGAUGAUCUGACUCUCUUUAUUUUGUUGAUUCAAAUAUAAUAAUAAUUCAAAAGUAUCUCUGAAUUCUUUAAUCUAUCAUAGAACCGAUUGCAAAUCAAUCACGUCUUUGCAGAUCUUGUUACCCCCUCUAUUUUUUUGGUCAUUUUUCUCGUUCAUCUUUCUUCCACUUGUCUGGAUAUAUUUGUAUUUCCACUCUAAAUUUGCAUGUCCUGCUGAUGCAAUCUCCCUCUCCUGUUGUAGAACAAAGCCGUGGCCUUACUGUCAUUUGCAUCUCGCAUGCUGUCUGAUUUUCCACUGCCUGGUUCGCCGAAUAACUGAGCCACCACACUGGCCAGAGGGCGACAUUUGCAUAAAUGGCAAGCAGGUUGUCUUUGCCUUACCUGCCAUGUAUAAGUAGUGUAGCAAAUAAUGUGAAUGUGCAGUGAAGAGAAAUAUCCUCUGUUUGUCUCGGUGUGCAGUGAUUGUUUCUUUGUUAAUCUUAAUUAUUUUGGAGAGUAUAUUUUGAACCAUGACGUUGCAGGUAAGGAUCCUGCUUUGAUUUUUAAAUUCACUAAAGACUGCCAUUAAUGAGUGCAUUUGCACAGUUGAAUGAGGGUUUUCCAGGCCUACUUAGCUCAUAAGAAGCCCUUAUAUCUUAUACUUGGACAAAGAUAAGAAAUAGCACACUGAGGUUUCACUAUAUGUUGCUGUUCAGGUGUUUUGGUUCUGAGAGAGUUAUUACUCACUUUAGAGCUGCCAUAAAAGUUGAGGAUUGCUGUCAGAGAACUUGUGAUGUUAAAAUGGCUCUUGACACUCACGCUACCUGCAAGGCCAAAGCUUUGAGCCUUGUCCCCUUCAAGCAUCUCUAAAGGCCAGGAAAAACCCCAGACAGUGACGGACACUGGAGAGUGUGCAUCAAUAGAGCGUGACAUAAAGUAUUUUGUUUGCAAACUUCUGUGACUCGCAAAAGAUGUGAAAAGAUGCUCUACAUGGGAGGAUACAGGUACAGGGAGGAUAACUGAUGAAAAGGAAAUGUAGAGGGUUUCAUACCUCAGAUUUUUUUUCAUUUCAAGGAGCAGCUAAGAGUGAUUUUAUCUUCAUCAAACUCUAACAAAUACUGCAAAUUUUAUACCGGGCCUUUUUAUUUAGGGUGACAGGGUUGUAAAAUGACUAAAACUCUCCUCUAAAGAAUACAAAUAAACCACCUUCACUGAUAUAUGGGUCUUUUAAAUGCUAAUGAAGGCAACUUCAAAAUAUAAAGCAGAGAUUCAUAAGAUAAUCACUUUGCUUAUAUCUUAACUUUGAAGACAAUUUCAGUACGAAACAAUAAUGAAAACAUAACUGUACUGACCCUUAAGGUUUAAGUUUUUACAGUUUCUUUUCAAUGGUAUUUCUAGAUUUGUUAGAUUAGUCUCAAGCUAUAUUUAAUUGAACCAAUCAACUGUAAAGUGAGUAAAUAAACAAUGAUAUGGAGGUUGGUUUGAGUUUUAUUCCACCACUUCCCUCCAGGCCACACAGAUGACUUUGAAAUGUAAAAACAAGUUCAGAAGAGGAUUUAUCUGAAUGAGCUUGGUAAUUCUUUAGUUACCCAAUCUGACUGCUCUUACAGUAGAUGGAUGUUACUGUCGUCAUGUGAAUCCAGUGAGUAAAAACCACAGUCUGUGGAACAUGGACCAGAAAAAGUACAGUACAUUCUGACCAUGUUGCUUCAUGCAACCAAAGAAACUUACUGAUAAAUAAGACACCAUUCAGGUUUAUCAGGUCAGGGGUUAGAUCGGCUCCUCAGCAUGAAAACCUCAAUCUGCAGUCACAGUCUGAAGACAUGAGAACACUUUCUUGAAAUAGCUAGAUCAUUGAUUUUUAAUCUCUUAUUUACUCUAUUUAUACUGAUACACAAAUAAAAACACUAAAGACUUAAAAAAAAGGUUAUUUAUUAAUAUAUGAUUUAUUAAAUUACAUCUAAAUUUUGUCUCUCUCCUCUUCUCCUCUCCUUUCCUCUCACUGUCUGAGGCUGUGUGAUGAUGUUAUCUGUCAUUUGCAUUAAGAAAAGCAGGUUUUGGAGAGGUGGUAGAGGACUACCAAUUUGUUAUAGAAGUUAGAGGGAGGAUUUGAAGUUCACCUACAUGAUAAAAAGAGAGAUAAAAAUAAUCAACAUUAUUUUUUAAACUUUCAUAUCUGUAAAAAAACACUGCAUGUUUCUGGUGAAUUUUCCUUUUUUUUCCACAUCAUAAAUAGAAACACAAUGUGUCUCCUUCCAUACCCUUCAGCCUUGGUCCACACUUCAUGCUAUCCACCGCUAUGUCUGAGUAUAGCCUCAAACGCUGCUAUCUGCUGACUGAGGUGAAACCACAUGCUCAUUUUCAGACAGACACAUCAGAGCAUCAGCUGAAACCACAACACUGUGUCUCUGCAAUGGAAAGAUGUGCUGGUCUCAGCUCCAACAAAUCAAAGUAGUUUAUUCAGGCCCAGUGGCAAACAGGGUGUGUGUGUGUGUGUGUGUGUGUGUUUGUGAUGUAUCCUUGUUUGAAUCCUUCAUUGUUUCUGUAAUAACACGCUCUUCAGGCCGGUCAGGAGAUGAAUAUAGAAAAAGCUCAAAGUGUUAACUUGAACGUCUGAAUGUGCAUGAAGUUGUGUAAAAUCUAAACAGAUGUGUGUGUGUGUGUGUGUGUGUGUGUGUGUGUGUGUGUGUGUGUGUGUGUGUGUGUGUGUGUGUGUGUGUGUGUGUGUGUGUGUGUAGUGUCUGUCUGAGCCAAGUGAGAGACUUGGCUGGAUGCCAGAAAUCCUUGUACCGUACAAGGAAGGGAAUCUUCUCUGUCCUGCUUGAGAGAACGCUCUCUCUCUCUCUCUUUCUCUCUCUCUUUCUCUUUCUCUCUCUCUCUCUUUCAUCUUUUUUUUUGUUUUAUUUUUAUUUUCCACACACACACCCUUACCAAGCAACAGAGUUUAUCAUGAAUUCAUCCCUCCAUUAAGAUGUAUCACUGGGGGUCAAAACGCAAAUGUGCGGUCAGAAUUUGUAACUGAACUUUGAGUCGUGUUGUUUUUCUUCUUGAGUAUUCAUUGUGUUUAUAUGUUGUGUGUCCUUUAUGAAGCCCCGCAGUGUGAGUGGAGUGGAGAUGAGAAAAAGGCAGGCGGCACACAUCGAGGCCCCACCUCAGGCCCCUGGACAGCCCCGGCCCAACACCUGCUGCCUCUGCUGGUGUGGCUGCUGCAAGUGUCUGUGGUAAGAAAACACUGAACUGUACCCUUCAAUAGUGCACGAUGAUACGAUUAUCAAGUUUGAUGAACUAUCUAUAAAGAGUGAAAACCUCGAGUAUAUGUGAGGGAUAAUUUAUUGUAAGGAGAUUGUUGUGGCGAAUCCGAACCAGAAGGGGUUCAGUCUCACUCUGGAGGGGUUCCUGAUCUAUAAUGUGAGCUGAACAUUUCCACUGAGAAUGAAGUGAAACAAGUUCAACAAGAACACUUAAACCACCUAUUUACGUUUUCCCGCCUUGUUAUCAUUAAUCUCUGACAUUUUUUCAAUGAUUAUUCCAGUGACACAAUGUAAGCACUUCUGUUACAUACACUUUUUUUAGACGCUCCUAUUCUUUCCUGCCUUUGCUCAACUGAUUUUUGUCUAAGUAAUUUUUUCUCAACAAAAAAUCAGAGAUCAGUUUUCAGUUUCAUAAUCAUGUAAAAGUGAUUGUUUGUAGCUGUAGCCAUCCAGUAUCUGUAAGGAUUUCAGCCUCUCCUGGGAAUAGAGAAUUGGUGUCCCGCAAGAUGCGAAUGAAUUGCUGUCCACUUAAGUCUGGGACGCUCUUUCUCAUCAUUUAUCCACUCACCUGCAUCUAACGCGUAUGGGUCAUUAAGACGUAUCCCAUUCACUAAUAUUAAUUUAGCAGCGUAACUUAUUUUAUCGCCAGGGGAUAAACUAAUGUAGUACACUGACAACAUCACUAGCUCACAUCGCAACUGCAAGAUAACUGAGGAUAACCGUGACAACUGCAGUUUCGUUGUGCGCAUCUGCUGUGUUGAUCAAUGAUUAAUCCCUGGAUUGUUUUUCUCCAGUCUCGUCUGACUUGCUAGAAGUGAUGGAACAGUGAAGGAGUUAUGGGAAUUGGUGUGCGGUGUGUAGUCUUUAACCAGGCAAAUAACAAAAUCAUCAACUACAACUACCAUAUCACAUUUGAAUAAGUAAGGCAGACGCAUAGACACACACAAACAUAUACAGCGGCUUCCUGGCUCCUAUGACACUAUACUGUCAUGUACUGUACCAUCCUGCACUAUACUGUCCCAUAAUAUACUAUACCAUACUAAACUGGACUAUACUUUACCAUAAUGUACUAAACUGUAUUGUGCUUAAUGGUAUGCUGCAGUACCAUGGGAUACAGUUUGUACGGUAUGAAGUAGUACAAUAUACUAUCGUGCGGUGUGAUUCAAUAAAUACAGAGAAAGAAAAAAAUAUAUAUAAAUUUUAAAAAAUUGUAAUCUUGCCAAGUAUAUCAUGUGACUUGUGAUAUCUGACAUGGAUAAAAACAAUUAACACUGGCUUCAAGUUGGCAAAUACAGUGGUAAAUAAGCCCUCUUAAGACAGCAUAGCAUGUAUUUACCCAUCCUAUCUGCACUGUCCUAUCUUCGUCUCUAAAGUUGUUUCCUUCAGUCAUCAUUGUCAGGUACUUGUGGUAUCUGCAAACUUGCUUUAGUCUCUACAAUGACUCCUUCACAUAUCUGAACAUAAACUAAACUGGCAUGAAAGCAUGUUUGCUUUUACAUUCAAUAGGAAUAUUAUAAGAGCCUAGUUCCUUUAGCGGACUGUGUUCUUGACUUGUUGAGCUGGACUUGGACAAGAAAAGUCUGAACCAGUGCAAAGCCAGUGAACAAGGAAACAUCGAGUUACAGUAAUUAUCAGUUGAAUUAGAAGUAGUUGAUAUGUUUUUCAUCCAUUCAUUAAGUUUAGGUAUGCAGUUUAUACAUAAUAGUUCUGAGUUCUUGUGUGGCCAUUUGUGACAUUGUAUAACUCACAAGAUCAUUUGAUAACUAAGGACAAUAUUGGAGCCUUUAUUCAUUGAUUCAAAAAGGACUAGCUUGAAUUUCAGGCUUAGUAAAUGGCUGUUUACUUAGCUAUUACAGCUUGAAGCUUUCACAGCCAACAGUACAAUGAUCCAGUGUCCCACUACUUUCAGAUUUACUGUAGGUGGCAAUCAUGCGCAGAAACUUCAUGCACUCUGUUGCCCCUGAGCAAGGCACCAACCCAGUAACUGCUGUGUGUCUUCAGGAACUGCCUCUCUGUGGCUGCGCUCUCCCUGCAGGGGGAGAGGGGUGAAUGAAACAUUGUUUUCAGGCAGUGAAUGGUGAAUGUGCGGCUUCUUUCACACCACUUCAUCUGAAGUGGUGGCAGCUUGAGGACCGGGCCUGCAGUGAGUGAGCUCUGUGACUCCACUGUGUGUUUUCCGGCCAAAUGCCGGUGUCAGAUAGCUAGAGUGAGCUUGUGUAAUCGUCUUGGCUGCCCUUUAUUUAAUCGUUAGGGUUUGGGUUAGUAGUUUGUCUUUUUAGUUCAGGUUUAUAACAGAAAAUUAGGGUUAGGGUUACACAGGUAAAAGUUUUUGAAUUAAGGUUGAGUGUAAAAACUAUCCAGUAUCUCUUGUCAAACUGUUAAUGUUAGUUUUUUUUUUAUCCAUGCUGUCUUCUCCUUUUUUUCUCAACUUUUCAAACCCCUCCCCUCCCCCCGAGCCCUCCUCACUCACCCUCAAACAGGGCCUUUAUCUAGUCGGGUCCCAUCUAUUUCCAUCCACACAUCACAUGCAAAACAGCUGUGAAGUUUAGCUUGUAUAUUUAGCUGUAUUGUGAGGAUUCCAGCCGGCUGCAGCUAGCUUAGCCCAUUACUGCCGCACAAUGGGGACUUUGACAAGAGACAGCAAGAGGAAGAAGAGAUCCUCCAUGCUAAGACAAAAAUAGAUCAGUGUGUGUUUGCAUUAUGGCCUCAGCAAGUGUGACUGUGCUAGGAUAGACAAGAGAGUUUUCAUGUGCCUUUCAAGUGUUGGAAUAAAGAUUUGAACUGAAGCUCUGUUGUUUCAUUGACUUCAAUCAUGCGUAUUCUGAUGAGGAUUUUAAUGGGUCAAAGUUCACUGGUACAGAGAUGCUGUGGCAUAUGAGACUGAUUAUAAAACUCUUUAUUUUCGGUUGUUACUCCUCAUUACUAGACCACACGGAGGGCCUGAAAUGAACUUUUUGACUCACCAGCUGAAGUGGGGUAUAGAUAGAAAAUCCACCAGCAAAGAGUGUUCUUUUUUUUGUACUUUUUUUGUGUUGUAUACACAACCAUCUCAGCACAUUUAAUCAAGAUCAACUGGGGCUUUGCGAUAUGGCCUCAAAUCAAUAUCACGAUAUAUGGAGCAGUUCACCUCGAUAACGAUAAAUUGACGAUAACUACUCCACAAGCUGCUCACCCCCUCCCACGUUAACUUCAUCUACUUCAAUCGCUGCUACAACUUUUGAACCGUCCUCCAUCUCCUCGCCUGUCUGUCCAUCUUUGUUACAGACUGGAUGGGGUGGAGUCACAUCUCAGAUGUAGGAAAGCGAUAUGAGACUAUAGCUUACCUACACACAUCCAAAACCAACUUUUAUUUAUUUCUUUUUUUGACACCAGAUAUUGUCAGUGAUUGUCGUAAAUUUCGGUAUCUGUGAAUUUUCGCUUUAUCGCCCAGCCCUAAGAUCAGUUCCUGCAAAACCCUGGUAUGCAGACAGCAGAGGAGCAGGAGAAAGAAACUGGUGCUCAAUCAAAACAUGGCAAAAAUAAAAAACCUCCAAAUAGUUUUUUUUUUUAUUUUCAGAACAGCCUUUUACCUUCCACGUGGCAGAUAUACACUGUGAAUGGAAAAUGUAGCAGCAUUUGGCACUUUGCAUGGGUUAACCGCACCCUGACUGAACCUGGCAGGCUGCGUGUGGUUAUAACACUUAACCACAUAGGUACGCUUUGUCUUUUAAAAAGCUGGGAGAUGUACAUGUUUCAAAAGAAUGAACAGGCAGUAGUACAGUCGAUAUUUAGCAUAUAAUGUGUAGAAUUAAAUUAUGCGGGUUUUGUUUAAAUAUUUAAAAUAUUUAAGAAAUUCAAUCCAAAUUAGUUGUCGUACCUAUAAUAAUCCUUAAUUAACACCAAGAUGCUUGGAUCACAUUAUUACAAGCAUGCAAAUGUGAAUGAACAGUUAACCAUCUACACUCCUGGUACAGAUACUUUCUUUCCUGGCCGGUAUUUAACAGUACUGUUUGACCCAGUUUAAAUAGUGACAACAAAUAGCACCAAGAAUUUCACAUGAUGAAGGAUAAAGUCCUUUUCGAGUACAGAAGGUCCACAAAGCUGCUCUGCACAGUUUGCUCCAGUUUUACAUCUAACUGUGAAGAUGAGCUGUCAGCAUCUUUACUCUGAAGUGCUGACCGCUCUCAUCCUUAUAGAGCUCCAUUCACAUAAAGAUGACGAGAUUAAUGUCCAGAGGACUUUUCUCACCAGUUUAUUUUGAGACAGAUUCAUAAAAAGAUGUGACACAAAUUUCACAGUUUAAAUCCAGCUUACUUCCUGGAGCGUACAAGUGAAGAGCAGCUCAUUUAUUAAUGAACCCUACUGUUGUGCCUGACUGUAGAGCCCCUUUGUGCCAGGGUUGGACCUCAGAAAGUUCCAGAUGAAUUGACUCUUGGUUAUGAUAUCAAAGUAAAUAUUAUUAACCUACUUAAUGUACAAGCGUAAUAUUUUUAGGUCAACUGGAGGUGGAAUAAUUGACAUGAUCACUGGACAGUUUAAAUGUGUCAUCUCUUCAGAAAACUGCAGCAUAGUCACCCAAAACUCUUAGCAGUCAAAAUUUCACUGUCAGUGUGUGUAGCUGCUAGCACCUGUGUUUGGGAAUCAGACUUAUAUUGCAAUGAUGCUCUUUUAUGUAGAAAGAGCACAUUUGCCCAUCAAGUUAGUCACCCCCUUGAGAGGUGAAUGCUUUCAACUGCUUGCUUCUCUAGUUAUACCAACUUGAGUAACGACCCCACGAUAGCAAUACACAGCGGUUUAUGGAUCCACAUGCACACCUCAUCAAAAAAGCCCCUCUAUAGCCACAAAUAAUGCUCAGAACAGCACCUAACUUCAUCAACAGUACAUAUAGGGUCCUAGCCAUAGCACCAGCCACCAAACAUCUUUUUAAUUUAGCUUUGAGUUGCAUCACCCCGCUGCAGUCUGUAAUGGACUAGCCCGAGGUCUCGCUACACACAAGCGGCUGCUGGAAGAGAGUAGGUGAGUUGUGUUUAGUCUCUUUGCUAAAGAAAUUAGUCAAAGUUUAAAAGAUGUUUGGUGGCCUAUGCUGUGGCUGGGACCCUAUAUGUACUGUUGAUGAAGUUAGGUGCUGUUCUAAGCAUUAUUUGUGGCUAUAGAGUGGCGUUUUGGUUGAGGUUUGUGUGUGGCUCAUCAGACCGCUGUGUAUUGCUAUUGUGCGGCCAUCACUUAAGUUGGUAUAACUAGAGAAGAAAGCAGUCGGCAACAUUCAUCUCUCGAGGGUUGUCUAACUCGGUGUUAUGGUGUGUUUGGCCCUUAAUUAAUUUUACGCCGGAAUAUCCCUUUAAUCUCAGCUUUUUUCCCUAAAACUUAAAGUCUGAAUGAUUCUGAGUUCCAUUAAAUUAUAUUGUUAUAAAUUACUGUGGAGUCAAUUAAAUAGUAAAAAGAAAAUGGCUUCAGCCAACAACUGACAUUUAGUGAAAAUUAAUGAACAUGUCUUACAGCUACAGCAUGAGACCCUUUUAGGUUAAUGGAAGAGUUGAGCGUCUCUGAACUGGAAACAAAAGGAACAAGCAGUGAAGUCUUUGUUGUAUGAAAGCUAACCUGAUUCAAAUGACGAAGUCUCCGACACGGUCAGACCUAAUACUGAUGUGUUUAUGAGUUCAGGACUUGCUUAAAGAGACAGAACUAAUCUGUUUGAAUAUAAUAACAGUGCUUCAUCUUGUAGUUUAAAAGGUUUCCAUGUAAAAUUUUAACUUCCAAUUUUAAAUGAAUUUGAAAUUUUUUAGUUGAAAAUGUAAGAAUUGAGUCCAGUUUUUGUUUUUUGGCAAGCUUUGUAGUGAUAAUAUGUUACUCUAUCCAGGAAUGAAGACAGGCUUGAGAGAAGUGAAAGACAGACCUGUACCAAGAUGGACAGCAUUGAAGCUACAGAAGAGCAGUAAGUUCAGCCAUCAUCCUUUCACUCUUCCAUGUUUGUUUUGGCAUCAUUGAGUGUUGGGAGUUUCAGUCAAUCAUACCUCCAUUUAUUUCAUGCUCUAUUGCAGACGCCCCAGUCUUGAGGAGGUGCUGUCAUGGGCACGGAGUUUCGAGAUGAUGCUGCGCUCGUUGGAGGGCCGGGAGGUUUUCCAGGAGUUCCUGCGCUCAGAGUACAGCGAGGACAACCUGCUUUUCUGGUUGGCCUGUGAGGAGCUGAAAAAGGAGACGGAUCCCACAGUGGUGGAGGAGAAGGCGAGGAUCAUUUAUGAAGACUACGUGUCCAUAUUAUCACCAAAAGAGGUACCAGAUGUUCAUUCCACCAGAAACAACAAAUACAGUUAUGCUUUUGUUUUCCAUUUUUAUGGAUCGAUCGACUUUUUUCCUUCAUUUAGGUGAGCCUCGACUCGAGGGUCAGAGAAGGAAUAAACCGGACCUUGACCGAGCCCAGCAACCUGAUGUACGAAGAGGCCCAGUUUCAAAUUUACACCCUGAUGCACCGUGACUCCUUCCCCCGUUUCCUCAACUCCUCUGUUUACAGAGACCUCCUGGCCAACAGGAGGCGCACCUGCCUCGACACCUAAACCCAUCAAACCUUCAUCAUCGCCAUUGUACGCCAACGAGACUACUACUUAAACUUCAAAUACUACUAUGGUGCCAGAAGUCGGGUUUGGAAAUCUCUCCCUGUUUCUUGAUUGAAAAGACUGAAUGACAUCCACGAUAGCUGGUUGGUUUUUUGUUUUUUAUUUAUAUAUAUUUUUAAGCAAUUUAUAUCCAGUGCUCCACUGGAGCCAGGUCGGCCUUUGCUGGUCGAUUAUUGGUCAGUUUGAGACCAUUAAUGCUGGCCAGUGAUUGUUUUGCUAGCAUUUUGUGCUGUCUGUUAUGGUUGACCGGCCGACUCACUUGUGGGCUGUUAAAGUGGCCAACCUGAUGGCCAGCUGUUAGUUAACUGUGGACACGGACUCCUCAGACGCUGGGGACAAAAGAGAAAGAGAGAGAGAGAGAGAGAGAGGGAGAUGAAAAGGACAGCCAACUGUUCCUGUACUGUAACAUUUAAACCUCAUGUUUUCUACCUUCUCUUCAUCAUUCUCUCUCUCUUUGCUCUUUCUUUCACAUAGUUUUUUCCAAUUUGGUCUCAUUUCUCAGAUGUGUCUAUCUUUUCGUUGUUUGAUUUCUUUCCUGUCCAAACACGACACCUAGUUGUUGGUGGGAGUUGGGGCAUCUUCGCCCUGUUAAACCAGUAGAAGCACUGGCUCUGCAUGAAACUCUCUCUCUCUAAAGUAGCUUGACAAUGUAAGCCGCGGACUGCAAACGAUUUUUGAUUUUUGAGAUGUAUUAUGACAGGUGACCUGUCUGUCUGGCUGUGUUCAGUGAAGGGAAAAAGUACACUUCUGCCAAUUUAAAGCUUACUGCAGUUUUUUCUUUAAUUGAAGAGAUCUGGAGGCUCCUGCAGCAAAGGCAGCAGCAGCACCUACACACGUCCAUCCAGUUGUUCAUUCAUUUGUCCGUCCAUCACAGCACUUUCCUUCUUUAGGAUUCUUUAACUGGGAGAAGUAAGGGCUAGAAUUGUGGUUGGGCAGCUACAUGUAAUACUCAUGAACUUUAAACAAAAAAACUAUCUCUCCACUGAGAAAAAUCAAAAUGCCUUUACAUGUAAGAAAAGGCAGCACAAGGGCUGCUAAAGUUUUUUCUGGAGAGCAACCACAGUUUGUCCAAUGAUCCCUACCUCCCAUCUUUUUUUCCCCUCCCUCCAACUCUGACCAUCACAGCCUGACAAGCACAGGUGCCCAGUGUCAGGGGGAAAACACAGCUGGACAAAGUCAAAACAAACUUUGACUCCUAAAAGUCAUUUACAUAUUGGGAUUGUGAGGCAAAUAAAGAGGGUUUUCCUUCUACUGAAACUGAAUUGACCAUCAGUGGGAGGCUGGUUCUGCUUGGGGAGAAUGAGCAGAUACAGCAGACACCCAUGUAAUGAAAUGGGCCUUUGAGCCCUGGCCUUUGUCUGUAAGGCUUAAGCUUUAGAUGCUGUAGGUAACUAGACAGUCACUUGACUGGGAUGUCCAAUAUCAGGCUGCAGAUGUGUGACCCGGGUGCCAAACAUGAUGUCAAAGAUGCUGUGAAGAGAUACUAGAUGUGACUUGUCACCAAGCUGUAGAGUCUCAGCCAUGUCAGUGUGUGUCUGUGUCUCCAGCAGGUGAAGCUGGGAGAGUAUAAGGUAGUUGUACAGUUAUCGACUGCCCACUUAAGACACCCUUUUUUUUUUUAAUCCAGCGCUAGUGAGGAGGGUUGGUGAAGUAAUGCUAACAUGCUACUGCACCAAGCUAGCUAAAAAGUGUGUGUAGCCAUGCUACAUGCUAGGCUAACUAGGUUUAAGCAUGCCGUAGGCAAGAUGUUAGCAUGAUUGUGCUAGCCAUGCUAAUCCUCCAUUCUCCCACUGCCAGCCCUCUCACACUCUUGUUUUUUUUUUUUCUAAUCUGACUUUGACAGCAUGCAAUGAUAAAUGUGUGUGUGUAUGUGUGUGUGUCUGUGUGUGUGUGUAUGGUACAGUUACACACCUAACAGAAAAAAUUUAGAAAACAAAAAACUUUAUGGGUUUUUUGCCAAAUGACCCAUCUAACAUUUUUAGUAUUCAAACAAGACAUUUUUUUAUUAAUGAUGUGAACAUGAACUUUGUUCCCGGCCUGUGGAUGUGCAGUAGAAAGUGCAUGAGUGCAGUAUAUGCUAUUUUUGAUUUUCUAUUAACCAGGCCUCCAAUUAUAUCAAUGAUAUCACAUGUUUGUCAGCAGACCUCUCGGUUUGGUGGUUAGUUUGUUCUUUUAGUGUCAAUGAAAGAGUGCCACUCCUCACUGAUAAAUGUAGGCAUACCUUUUGCCACAGAUUUUAACUACCUGAAGUUCAUGUGCCAAGUUUGGUUUAGACUAAAUUGUAGAGCGCAGAAUGUCUCACAGACUAGUGUAAUUGGAUGUAGGUCGUGAUUAUAGAUUGGAGUCUAUUUGAAGUUCUGUCCCAGCAUGUUAGAUUGGUUUUGAACUGGUAAACAUGAGACCUGUGAGAAAACUCCUGAAGUUUGAAUGCCUCUGUUUGAUGAGACAAGAAAAUGGCUACCUCUCAUGAAUAAAUUUUACAAAAGAAACUUCAUAAAAAAGAUGAUUUAGUUGCUGUUUUAAAACAACAAAUAGAAACGUAUAUCGAUAUAACGACAUACCUCUGCCAUGGAGUCAGUGGAGACCUUUGAGUUUUCCUUCAGACUUAUUAUCACUCUGUUUCACGACUCGAUGAAGCUGCCAGUUCAGAACCAAACUAUCAUAUUACUUGUUCUGGUUAAAUUAAUGAAAUAUAAACUGCAAAAUUCCAACAAGUACAUCUAAAACAAUAAUCAUCCAACAGCUAAUGUACAAUAUUUAACCGUAGCAUACAGUACUCUCAUGCAGAAUGCAUUACUGUCCAUAUGGACUUGAUUGAUAUUGCUAACUGUAAUGAUGAGCUGUGCAUGCAUGCGCUCAGUUUUUCAGAGGCAGACAAAUAAAGAGCUGUAGAGCGCUCUUAACAACGAUGGAGCUAUUUUCCAGAAAAUAUAAGCAAACUUUGUAUUUUGACAGUUCUGUAACAUUUCAGACUCAGUGGGAGAUUGGCUGCCAUUCAUGAAGCUCUCCAGCAGACAAACCUCUCCUCUGUUUCCUGGUUGCUGAGUCUACAGGAUAUUAAAAAAAAAAAAACACGAGAAUGUUUCACCAAGAACCAGAUAAUGAAAUCAUGGUGCAAUUAAACCGAGUUUACAUUUAUAAAUUGUGAUAUAUUUGUGUACCUUGUUAAAUACUCAUAACAUUGGGGGAGCUGAUCGUCUCCGUUGAGAACAGAGAAGCCAGCGGGUGGCUGGGCAUGAGAGUCUGCCCUGUGCUAGCUCUGUUAGCAUGUUACAGGGUUUACAGGGAGGACAGACACAGCAGAAACCCAGGUAACAGUGUUUUAUGGGAAGGACAGACACAGCAGAGUCCACAGUUCUGUGCCGUCAUCCUCUCCUGUUAAUUUAUUGUGACUUUUACACAGUGGGGAAGAGUACACUGUUUUUUUAAUAGCUGCAUUUCAAAUGUGGAUUUUACAAGCAAUGAUGAUGAUGAUGAUGUGAAGUGAUGUGGUGUCAUCGCUGAGUUUAGAACUUUGUCUUUGAAAUUUCCAGGGGUACCAAGCGAGGGGAGGGGGUUUGAAAACACGGCUGUGGUUUUAUUUUACAGAAGAAGAAAAAAAGAAGCAAACAAUGAAAGCUGAAGUGUCCUGUUAGGUUUGAGGGGGUUCGAGAAGCUUUGGCCUUACUGACACAUUUUAUUAUUUUUUUCUUUGUAUAAAAAAAAAAAAAACAACAACAACAAACGUCUCUGUAGGCUUUUCACUACCUCUCAUGUUGGUUAAUUUAUUUCACAUCUAGUUGUCAAUGUACAAGUUGUGUUUUUAGAUCUACUUGAAGCCUAACACUGUAAACAAAAAAUGUGCACAGAAAAGUGACUAUGUGUAUGACAAGAGGGGUUAAAGAGAGCUUGGCCUAGUCUACAUUAUUGUUUGUUUUUGUUUGUAUGUAUGUUUGUUUUUUAAUUAUGUUGAGCUGAACUAGAUUUUGCAUCUCUGUAAAGAAUUCAGGAAUCCACUGUCUAAGGGCUAAUCCCAUUUUUGCCUAUGCAAAUCUGUUACUGUGGGUGAGUUGGUGAGGGGCGAACUUUCGCACCUUUCACCUGUUUUAGAUGGACCAUGGUUUACAUUGCCCUUUGCUGAUAUUCUUCAAUCUUAUUCAGCAAAAAUGUACGCUUAUUUUUGUUUCUAUAUAAAUAUUAUAUAUAUACAUACAAAUAUAUAUAUCUAUAUAUCAAGUAAUAUACAGAGAAAAUAGUAUAUGCCUUCGUGAUUAUAAAAAAGAAACCUUGCUGAAAACAAAUAAAUGUGUUGUUGUCUGACAUGUGGCUGUGUGCUGGAGUCUUGGUAAGAUAAUAUAGAUGACUAAUAUCUCAGGCUACAACCCAAGUAGCUGACCCUGUGCAGUAGUUUGUAACAGAGGGAAAACUUGAUUUAUUUAAGGCUCAAACACAUCAUGGCUGUCUGUGACGAAUAUGCUUUUAUCCAGCCCUGGCCCUGGAUUUGUCUGUCAUUUUUGUGUGAAGUUUCAUCAGUUUUAAACAAGACUUUGUGACUUUAGCAAAGCAAAGGCUAUCGCUGCCACCGGUGAGAGUAUAUGGAUAAAUAAUAUGUGUGUAAGAUAGCACAAGAGUCGUCAUAAACAAGGGCAAACAGACUCAGUGUAGGACAGCUUUAUUUCCUAAUUCAAAAUCACAUAGUUUGACUUUGAAGGGCUGAGUCGGAGCAAACCCAAAAAUAAGCUUGGGUCAUUAAUGGUAUCUGCCUUUGAGAUGUGCACUGUCCAUUCGCAAAACAUAUUUUGUAACCAGUGUGUCAUUAAUAUGAUAUAUAUUAAAAAAAAAAAUCCAUUAGCCAUGAAAUAAUAAAUAUUUUAUCAGGAUUAUAUUGUCGUUGUUUGUCAGUGAGCACUGCAAAGCUGUUGUGAGUUUAUAUUACAAAAGUGUAACACCAUGUCAUCAGCAUACAACAGCAACUUAUUUUUAUAUUCUUCUUGAUCUUUUUGUAGCCACAUCCAAUCAGACUAUCACUGUGUUCAAAUGGUAGCGUUGAUACAGAAAUCAUCAGAAAAAGUGGAUUUUCUUUUUCUUAUUACUCAGUUACAAGACCAGUUAAGUCGAACUGAAGUUUGACUUAGGUCUGAUACUUUAUUUUUUAAGUCUUUUUUUUGUACAAGAGUUUAAGCUCCUGAAGAGAAGCAGGUGUGAGAACGGGAGCAUUGACAAUGUUAUUAUGGCGAAAGACAGAUAGGUUUAUCGACUGACGUUGGUUUGAAACCUGCUUUGUCUGUGGAUUUGGUGCCUCUUUAUGCUUCAGAAGAGACCUCAAGAUAACCUUCUGUCCUUUGUCUGUCUCACUUCUCUCUUGGACUCUCACUUCUCUCUGUAAAUCUCACACACAACCAUGCUGUCAAACCCAGUACAAGCAGAGAGCAGAAAUCACACCGAUGUUUGUUUCCCCCCCUGCAGACACACUGUCACACAGUUUUUCUUAUGAACCUCUCUGAGAGGUGUUUGUGCGACUUUAGGAAAGAGAUUAGGUUUGUGCAGAAACUGGAUAAAGUCGGAUUUGAACAGAUUUAGGCAAUCACUUUUCUCUUUAUUGAUUUAGAUGCCUAAGCCUCAUGGUUUUUGUCAUGCCUUUGUAGAUAGAUCGCUGUCAUCGAAAUAUGACCUGCGGGUGAAAAUAUAAAGAAUUUUAGUCACUUUAGAGGAUUAAAAAAAAGUGACAUUUUUUCUAUCCAGCAUGCUUUUGCUAAAUAAAUGAAAUAAUUCAGUUAUUUGCUAUAAACGAUACUGUAUGAGUAUGUAUUCAAGUACUGCAGUAUGCAGACAACUAAAAAUAUCAGAAACUCUUUUGAGAGAUUCAUAUUUUUCUUCUAGUAUGUUUCACUAAUAUCCACAGUUAUGGGUUCUUAAUUCUUGUUUUGAGUGUCUUAUGAAUUGCAAGAAUGACUUAAUGACCCUCUUUGUAUUAACAGAUAUAGUCUAUGGGUGGUUCUUUCAACAUGCAUGACUCGCUUAAUUUAACCAAGACAGUAACAGUUAUUUAUUGAGAGUUUGGUCGGUUAGGUGGAACUUUUACUUUGUUUGACUGGUUGCUUGAUAACUUUUACAAAGCACUGAGAUCCUGAUACCAAGGCAAGUGAUGUUUUAUCAUUGUGGUCACUGAUAGUCAACAAGGCUGUGAGAGUCAAAUUUAUUUCUUUGACAGACUAUAAUCCCUCCCUGUAUAGACUGUGAGGGCUGUAGUUAUCAGACUCAGAGGACCAAGAAGAAAAAAUGAAGCUGAGCAUCAAACAGCAGCCAAAGGUAGUGAGUUCAUGAGUUUAGCAGACUUUGCAACUUCCCUGAAUAUGUCAGAGGACCGUGUGGCUUACUCUCAGGGUCCGGCUGAACAAGCGUCAGACUGCUCUUCAUUAUGACUUUUAUCAAAGGAAACUGAUCAUCAAUCUUUGGUGUCCAGCUGCAACCCAAAAGCCCUGAGAUGCAGGAAUCCUUUGAGUGUAGCAUUGAAAAGAAAAUACUUGGAUGUCAGAAGACUCAUCCUGUUGCAGAGAAAGAAUCUGAAGCUGGUAUACAUUUAACAGAACUGAUCAUCGGGGACUUUUUACAGAGCAAGAAACGUUUAAUAACGUUAGCAUUUACAAAUCUCUGCAUGAUAGUGCAAUACAGAUGUGACUGUAGUUUUAUCCAUGGACAGUAGAAUAAAUAUUCAUAAUUAAACCCCAGUCUGGUUUUCAAAUGAAGAUUUGCUUCUCAAAUAUUGAACGUCAUUAAGUCCGUAAAAGGCUGGUCGAAACAGUAGCUAGUGGUGGGGAGCCGUCAAAAAAAACAAAAAAAAACUGUACCACAUUUUUGGUGGUAUAAUUACCUUUUCACCAUCUUGCCUAGUUUAGUUGAAUAGAUUGAUAUCACUCUUAAAGUUGUGCAUUACCUCUGAAGCUGCAGCUGGCAAACUGUGUUUUUCGCUAGGAAUAGCAAGCUAAAGCUAACAGGUCAAACUUGCUAGCCCGGUAGACGACUGCCCGGAUCAAGAACUUGCUUAGUUCAGUCGAUUUAAUUUGAUAAAAAGUGAAUUUAUUUAUAAACUUACAACUCAUUUUACAAUGACCAGAUAUUUUACGCUUUAAAAGAAAAAAGCCUGAUUGAAGAUGCUAAAGAACUUGUCUUGCUGAACUGAGCUAACCGAGUGCUAGCUAAAGCUUCAUAUUUACCGUGUAGACACGAGAAUGGUAUGACUCUUCUCAGCUUCUUUAUGCAAGGUAUCUAUUGUGUCCCCCGGUUGUCAAACUAUCCACUAUAAAGCCUAAAAAAUCAUUCUGCGACGUGAACGUUUAAAAAAGUUUUUUUUUCCUAACGGCCGAGGAGAAUGUCACAGUGAGGAAAAUACGAUAAUACUUUAUUUGUGGAGAUUUCAAACUAACUUUUGUUCUCUGUAACAGGUUCAUAGGAAUCAUUGUAACUGUUUUUUGCAAAAACACACUCUCUCGCUGUCACAGGUUUCUGUCAUCUCUCUGACUCAUCUUUGUAAAAUGAACUCCAUUAACAUGUAAACCACACACCUGAAUGACUCUUAACCUGAUGUGGACUACAAGCGACCACAGCAGCUCCGACUGAAACUGUAAUCAUGUCAUGAAAAACAAAAAGCUGUUCAUGAUUUUCAGAUAUUUUGUACUGUUUUAAAUUAUUUUAACAUGUUUUAUUUAUGUUUCUUUUUUUUAAGCUCCUCAAAAAAUGUUUCCCAGACUGCCUUUGGCUUCAAUAGCGUCACCAUCACAUCGACAUUGUGUUCAGCUGUGGUACUUUUUAAACCACGGCUCAGUCUCUGUCUUUGUUUACACGAUGACAUCUUGCAGAAAGAGAAAACUCCAAUCUAUGGUUACUGCCCUUGAAUAUCUGUAAUUUAAAUAGUGCUGCUAGAGAAAGAAAUCUAAAUGUAACAACUUACAAUAAAUACUUAAUAGAUUUUUUCCAAACGU
Molecule: messenger RNA, 25174 nt
Organism: Xyrichtys novacula (pearly razorfish)
Lineage: Eukaryota; Metazoa; Chordata; Actinopteri; Labriformes; Labridae
Source: the annotation of a GenBank genome assembly